Nicrophorus vespilloides is the source of this 955-nucleotide messenger RNA. RefSeq names its product active regulator of SIRT1-like. The coding region runs from base 269 to 703 and encodes 144 amino acids. NCBI's taxonomy places the organism in Eukaryota, Metazoa, Arthropoda, Insecta, Coleoptera, Silphidae. The transcript has 4 exons. Gene Ontology annotation, molecular function: enzyme binding. The record is from RefSeq and is a predicted model, not a curated record. Gene Ontology annotation, cellular component: nucleolus.
AACUAAAUACCAGGUAAUUAAAAAAGGGUUAAAUCGUUAAGAAAACCAAUUAGAUACUAUUAGAGCAUCGGCAUCUAACAUUACCUGCACUUAACUGGAACUACCCGCUGCUACCCGCACAGCAAUACAGGGUGUUGCAAUACAAACAAUUUGUUCUUGAGUUGGCAACAUCAUCUGACAUAUAAAUCAAACAUAACCUCAAGGAAACAUGAAAACAUUCACAACACAUUUAUUCCCCACAAAGACUUCUUCGAGUAUCCUUUAAAAUAUGUCGGCUGCGAUUGUAAGACAAAGCUUGGCGUUAGUCGACGAUACAUUCAAUCAGUUACCAGGUAAAGUCAAGAAAAACAAAAAGGUGCACGAUUUAAUGCCGGACAACCAAAAACUCAACAGAAGUAUUGUACGCAAAGGAAGGAAAGUUGGGAAAGUGAACUUGCUGCAAACGGAAAAGAAGUUGACUGUGUCGGAGCUGAAGAAAACGUUGAAAACCAAAGAGCAGAUCAAGAAAGAGAACUUGGAGAAAUUGAGAUUGAUCAGAGACACUUGCAGGAUAGAGUUGGAUGAAUCGAUCACUUCAAAGAUAUUAGAACGGGCUGUAAGAAAACGACCUCUCAAAUCGGAGAGUCGCUCGAAGGAACCGGAAACGACGGCGUUCACCGAAGAGGACUUCAAGAAGUUCGAGGAAGAGUACCACGAUGAAUGACAAGACUAUCGGUGCGAUAGGCCUGAUCUUUAGUUUCAUCCUGAUCGGAGCCCUCAUGGUGAAACUAAUAAUCUUACCAUUAAUACCAUGGGAUCAACUGUCCGUUUUUAUACCAGCCACAUACAUUCUGUUGACGAGCUGCAUUAUGGGAUGCAUAUUCGUAACGUCCCUAACCGCUUUUACACUGUACAAAAUAUGCGCUUAUAAAAGGAAGCAAAGAUGGAAUAAAGUCAAAUGAGUUUCAAAACUUAA